This is a messenger RNA of Heterocephalus glaber (naked mole-rat), 4861 nucleotides long. It is a transcript of the gene Mob1a, whose product is annotated as MOB kinase activator 1A. The record is from RefSeq and is a predicted model, not a curated record. Lineage: Eukaryota; Metazoa; Chordata; Mammalia; Rodentia; Bathyergidae.
AUUUUGCUGUUCCGCAUUUCAGGUCUGCGGGGUGGGGGAAGCGGGAGAGGUGGCCGCCGCGGUUGGCACCAGCUAGCAGCUGCUCUAACCCGACUCGGAGCCCGGCUUCCUCUGUCCGCGAGCUGAGGGAUCGUCCGCUGACUGUCGGUUCCCGCGCGGGUUCCGAACCUGACCGGGGCAGGGGCCAGCGGCCCCUCCCCUCUCCUCCGAGGACCGAAGAUGAGCUUCCUCUUCAGCAGCCGCUCUUCUAAAACAUUCAAGCCCAAGAAGAAUAUCCCUGAAGGGUCUCAUCAGUAUGAACUCUUAAAACAUGCAGAAGCAACUCUAGGAAGUGGAAAUCUGAGACAAGCAGUUAUGUUGCCAGAGGGAGAGGACCUCAAUGAAUGGAUUGCUGUUAACACUGUGGAUUUCUUCAAUCAAAUCAACAUGUUGUAUGGAACUAUUACAGAAUUCUGCACUGAAGCAAGCUGUCCAGUCAUGUCUGCAGGCCCCAGGUAUGAGUAUCACUGGGCAGAUGGUACUAAUAUUAAAAAGCCAAUCAAAUGUUCUGCACCAAAAUACAUCGACUAUUUGAUGACCUGGGUUCAGGAUCAGCUUGAUGAUGAAACUCUUUUUCCUUCUAAGAUUGGUGUCCCAUUUCCCAAAAACUUCAUGUCUGUGGCAAAGACAAUUCUAAAACGUCUCUUCAGGGUAUAUGCUCAUAUUUAUCACCAGCACUUUGAUUCUGUGAUGCAGCUGCAGGAGGAGGCCCACCUCAACACCUCCUUUAAGCACUUUAUUUUCUUUGUUCAGGAGUUUAAUCUGAUCGAUAGGCGUGAGCUGGCACCUCUUCAGGAAUUAAUUGAGAAGCUUGGAUCGAAAGACAGAUAAAUGUUUCUUCUAGAACACACUUACCCUCUUGCUUCAUCUACUGCUAGAGCUAUCUCAUUGCUAUUUGUUGUAGACUAGUGACACAGACUGUAAGAAGACAGGAUAAAAGAUAAAAGGACACACCCUGUCUUUGUGGCAGAUUAAAUUGUUCCAAAGGUAGGUUGUCUAGUAGCUUCAGAAACUGUAGUAAGGACACAGCCAAAUCAGAGGUGCUGUGCGAGCACUCCUGUUAUUGUCAGUUGUACUUGGUUGUAACAUAUGAUGACUAACCUGUAGUUUAUUAGUUCACUUAUUUUUUUACUCACGAAAAUUAUUGCAUCUGUCUCAGGUGACAGCAUAAUGGAUAUUAAGAGUUUUUAUUUCAUUGAUUUAUUAGUAAGUUUCCAGAACAAAUCUCCUAAUACAGGUUGGUUUUAUUCUGCUUUUAUUUUAUUAAUAGAAAAGGUAUUUUUAAGUUCGUUAAAGAUUUAGAAUUUCUAGGCUGGGUGUGGUGGCGCACGCCUGUAAUCCCAGCACAUGGGAAGCUGAGGCAGGAGAAUUGCUGUGAGUUUGAGCCCAGCCUGAGCAACAUAGUGAGACCCUGUUUGAAAAAAAAAAAAAAAUUAGAACUUCUUUGUCACUUUGGAUAACCUUUUAGUUUCAAGUUUGUAUGCUUGUGUUUUUAUAGAGAAGAGUAUAUAUUUUUCGGAACUCAUGAUUGCAGUUUAAAUCAUGGCAUAUGUGGAAUGGGAGUAACCAAAGUUAUUUUUAAAGUGAUUUUAUUUUUUAAUCUUUAUUUGGGAUUGUAUUCACAUCUGUCUAAAUUAUUAGGAGUAUUCAUAUAUCAGAAAUAAUAUUUUUAGGCUUCUGAGGAUGGUCUUGUAGGUUUUUAUUUUAAAAUGCUUUUUUAAAAUUAAUAUGUAGCUUUUGGCUGAGAAAAGGCAAACUAAAAAUACAUGACAAACUUAGGUCUCAAAACCACUAUUUUCAUUCAAAUUAUUUUUCAGAGGCCUUGCAGUUUGGGUAAGAGUAAAAGAAAACAUUCCUUUAAAAAAUUACCUCUGUGUUUGUAUUUUUUGGUACUGGGGGUGGAACCCAGGGCCCUCUGCAUGCGAGGCAAGUGCUGUCACAGACCUGCAUCCCCAGCCCUUUUGUUCUUUUUCUUUUUUUUUGGUACCGGGGAUCGAACUCGGGUCCUUGCGCUUGCGCAUCAGGCAGUGAAACCACUGCUCAAUCCCCAGCCCUGAUCCCCAGCCCUUUUGAAUCAAGGUCUAGGUUUCCCAGUCUGGCCUUGAACUUGUGAUCUUCCUGCCUCAUCCUCCAGAGCAGUUGGAAUUACAGGUAUGUGCCACCAUGCCUGGCUUUUUAUCAUGACUUGACACUUAGUUUGUAAGAGUAGUGUGACAAAAUGAGACACAGAAUAAGUAAAAAUAGAGAAAAAUCUCAUUCUGUUAAUAAAGGAUUGAACUUCCAUAGAGGUUUUAUCCUGUUCUAAUUUUUUUUGUGUCAAAACCUGAAAUUUUUCUUUUUAUUAGGAUAUCAUCAUCUUCCCUUUUAGUGAGGAAAAUGCCUUUUUCAUUGGGUUCCUUGGAUUUGAAUGUUCCUCGACUAUUUAAAUGCACUGAGGGCUAACAGGUACCCUGGAAGACUUGCCAGACCAGCAAAGCUUUACUUCAUCAGCAGUCAGUAUUAGAGCUGUGAUUUUUACAAAACACUCACCAACCUCCUCAUGGCUUUGAUAAAGGUUACAUUUGAUAAGGUUUUGUGUUACUUAUUUUUAUUCCACUAGAUUAUAAAGAAAAGAAUUGCUUAGAAACUCCAUUUUUAAUAACUCAAUUUCAAUAAAUUCUUAAAGAUACACAGAUUUUAAAGGAAGUAUUUGAUUCUUAUUUAGGCUGAAACCAUGUAUCAUUGUUUGAGGAAUUUAAAAGUGGGAUACUCUUUUUUUUUUUUUGGUCCCGGGGAUCGAAUUCGGGACCUUGCACUUGCAAGGCUGGCGGCAGAAUCACUGAGCUAAAUCCCCGGCCCUAAAAGUGGGAUAACAGGGGCCUGGGAUUUAGGUUAGUGGUUCCGCCACCUGCCUUGAAAGCUUAAGUACCCAAGUUUGAUCCCCAGGACCAAAAAAAAAGAGAGAAAAGCCCUCUAUGAAACAUUCAACAUGUUUUAAACUUACCCAGAGGUCCAAGUAUCAGGCAUUUUGCCUAUUUAAUGUUGAUUAUUUACAAACAAAACAAGUUUCUAGAUGCAUCUCCACUAUAACUGCCUCAUUGGACAUUUAUCUUUUCUAAUAUUUCAAAUAUUCCCAAAUAAAAAGGUUCUUGAUUUCCAUUUAUUUUCAAUGAUAGAAAUCCCCUCUUCACGACUGAGCCCCUAAACGAACCAAAGAAGGUCACAUGCUAGGAUAUAGUAGUAAAGGCAACUAAGCAUAAUGUCCUUAAUUAUGUGGGACAUAAAUCAGAAAUUUGUAAUUUUGAACUUGGAAUACCCUUUUUCUAAACUUUCUUUUUCUUUUUUUUUUUCCUUUUUUAACAAAAAAAUAAGUUUCCAAGCCAGUCUGGCUUCACCAACAGUGCACCUAAACAUUACACUGUCUACUUCUGAGGCAGGAGGGGAAUUGGAGAAAGGGGAGAGAAUGGAAGAGGAUGGCACCUUCCUGACAUGACUGGAGGGCCACCCUCUGAUAAGCACUUGAAGAAGUCAGUGAAUGUGUCCUGGGCUCCUCUCACUUUUGAUUUGUGUGCCGCAGCCCAGGGUCUCCAACACUCCCUUCACUUUCCCUGCUAAGCAGACAGCCUCUCCUCUCAGUAGCCAAUGUCUGCUCCUCAUUUGUGAUUAUAAUCAUGGGGUGGAGAGUGCUUGCCAAAUUAUGCAGGUCAUCCUGUGGUGCUUCAAUUUUCAGGCCUUUUAAAAUCUUGGACCAUAAUGUUUAAAUAUUCAAACUUCCUCAUACUACUGUUUUUGUAUUUACAGCCAAAUAUACCCUUCCUUCCUUCUUCAUCUUGUGAAUAAAGUGAUUUUACAGGGCCACCAGCUUACAAGGUAUUCCGUUCAUCUUAGACUUGGAGAGGUCUAGCUUAUGUGGUGCUUCCUCAAGAAAUGCAAAUCUGUUUUCACCAUGACUUUGAUAACAGUGACAGUUUCUCUAGUAGUGUAGAGGCAAGAGGAACCUGACACCUCCAGCAUGAUGUUUUAUUUCAUAUGAAUAAACAAAUCAGGCCCAAAGAGUGCAAAUCUGAGAAAUGUGUUUCUAAGCAGCUCUAGUCACAGUGCUGGGCCACCCCUGCCCCACUGUACGAGGCAGUCUCCUGUCAGAGGGGACUCUGGCCUGGAAAAUGCCAGCCUGUACCCCAAGCACUGAGCACCUUCAACAGGCAUAUGAUUCCUCCUGAGAUCAGCUCAGAGUGAAUUUGGUUUCUACUAUUGCAGAAUUCUGGCAAAGAGGGAAAAUAAUUCUUUGCUCUUUCUUUUGCAUUCAGUUUUAAUAUUUCAGACUAUAAGGGGCUAUUAUAUGUGGUAACAGUAAUUUUACUAACAACUACAUUGAAAUUCACUGGGAUUUUCUUUCCUUAUCAAACAAGUAUUCUGUAAAUCCAAAAGGAUCACCAGUGUGCUAUGGAUUUAUUAUAUAGCAAUAUUCCAUAUUUGGUCUACAUUGAAAAUUUCCAUUAGUCUUGAUUACCAUGUAAAAUAUUUUGAAAUGUUCUUUACAUAAAAAUUUAUGUUGUAUUUUUACAUCUUUAGGGGGCUUUAUCUAUUUUUCUAAGUCAGUUAACUGUACUUUUAAAAAUGUAUUUUGUAUCUAUUUUGUAACUUCAUCAGAAUAAAAUAUAUCGCAAGAAAUGACUGAUUAAAGGAUGCGUCUGAACACACAUUUAAGUGGAAACUUGAGAUUUUUGCUAGUCCUGUGAAUUCUUAAAUUUGGAAGGUUAUCAUUGAAUAUCAUUUAGUAGCUAAAAUGUUUCUUUAGCCCUUAAAGAGAAGUUCCUAAAUAAAACUAAAUACCAGAACUCCA